This is a messenger RNA of Periconia digitata, 314 nucleotides long. The record is from the annotation of a GenBank genome assembly. Lineage: Eukaryota; Fungi; Ascomycota; Dothideomycetes; Pleosporales; Periconiaceae.
UCUCGGAUACUCCCUUGAAGAGGGUACCGGUUGGAUCCCGUCGACGGCAGUGGCUGCCGUUUUCUAAGUCAACUAGUGCCGGGAUCCACACUCGCCUCUAUUCCCAUCGGCAGACUUUCCCUCAUCUAGAACUCUUCUCGCUACAAACUGGGAGAAAUAGCCGGAUGAUGGAGGGUAAAGGUGGAGGGUCUAGCUGGCGCACUGCACUUUUUGAUGCGGAGAGCUCUUUUCGGGGUGUCGUGAAGGGGUGUCAGUGCAGAGUCUACGACGGAUGCCUGCUACAUGUCUGUAUGCAGUAUGUGAUCACUAGAUAG